CGGGCACUGGUGGCGGCGGCGUCGCGCCUGUAGGCCGGCCGCAACACGGCGCGCCACAGCGUGCACCGAUGCCUCCUGUGCCCUGCAUGCAGCUGAAUGUGCCGUACAUGAACCAAGCGGCACUUCAGCCGCUUCCGGCCAAGUCCUCACGCCGCUGGGGCCCAGUAAACCCACGGGAGGAUCCGUACAGGCAUGGCCGACGAGACGCGCACAGCAACGACAGGUGGGAGCAACCGGAAGCCCGCAACUUUCCACGAAGCCCCAUUCGGCACCGUUCCCGCAGCCCUGCCCGGCGUGCUGGUAGCCCUAGGCGAGCCCCGUCUCGCAGCCCAAGUCGUUGGCAAGCCUGCAGCCCCUCACGCUGGCGUGCCCGCAGCCCUCCGGGAAACCGCGGCCGUCGCGGCGGUGUGGUUGUGGAGGACUGCCGACGGCGGGCUGCAGCGGCCGCGGCAGCACACGUGCGCAUGCGGAGGCGUAGCUCUGCGGCGGCUGACCUGCCAGCCUUCAAGGGCACAUCGACACCUCAACAAGAGCCGGCCCCUCGCCAUCCUGACGAGGAAACCCGUUGCCGCGGCAGCACCUCUGGUCAGCCCUCCGCGGCCCCGCCCGCGACAGUCGCCAGCAACGCCUGCGCGGCGGCUGCCGCAACCCUGCCGAGCAGCACCGCACCGGAGCCCGAGGCUUCAUCACGCAGCAGCGCCGGCGACAGCUGCGACACUGCAGGCCAAGACGAGGCGGACACGCGUGCCGGUAGCGGCGGUGCCCGGGUUGCUGAGGGCGGGAAGCAUGCCGUACUAGCACGCGGAGCGGGGCGCAGGGGGUCCAAGGGCAUGAGCGAGCGCAGGGGCCGUGGCCGGCGGGCCGCAAGCCGCAACAUCACCGCUGCUGCUGCAGCGGAGCUAGAGCGCGCGAUGGCAAGUGUGACGCUCAGCGACAAGCCGGUGCCAGGAGCUGCGUUCGUGCGCCUGUUCUGUGGCAACUGCGGCAAGGAGCAGAAGUGGGAUGUGGAGGGCGAGCGAGCCAAGCCCCUGCCGGACCCCUCGGCUCCUGACGGCCUGAAGCGCACCAAGGACGGCGGCCGCCUCUACUACGACGCCAAGAACAGCACUUGCCAGUUCUGCGGCAACAUGGCCAUGUGCAACCCGCUCAGCGCCGUCUGCAUCUACUGCGACUGCGUCAUGGAGGGAUUCCGGCCUACCUACUGGAAGUGUACCAACAAGGACGGGACCGCCCGCCGCCGGGCCAUGACGGGGUCGGCUGCUGCUCCCUCUGCCUCCGCUCGCCCUGCAGCCGGGAGCCGGAGCGGGGCCGGCGAUGAUGCGGCAGCGACGCAGAGCGGGUCGGCAGGGGGCAGCUCCCCGGGAGGACCCACGGCAAGCACCGGUAGCGAUGGAGCCCAGGGGGACAAGCCAGAGGCUCCGGAGGCCAAGGGCGGCUGUGAGUAUGCGCGCACGUGCUCCAUCUGCGUGGACCAUGACCUGCGCUACCCGGGCAGGCCGCGAUGCGGCUGCCCCCGCUUGCACGGUGCCAUUGCUGGGCAGGUCACCGGCAACCGGGCAGGCAACUUGGGCUGGGUAAUGGUGCACUAGGUUUAUGGCAGGUGGCAGGCUGUGGCUGCGGGUGCGCUAGUAUUUGUGCAGUGGGAUGUUUUUACGGGAUUGCAGCUUGGUAGGUUUGUCGUGUGGAAUAGUAGUCAUUGGGUAUCGCAUGCGGCAGGACUUUUAAGUGCUAGGGAUUAAGACUUUAAGAGGUGAUUUUACGCAGGGGAUGCUGGCAGGUGUGCUGUUAACUGCAUUGCUGUUUCGUGCCUGCAGCC
Messenger RNA from Astrephomene gubernaculifera, 1816 nucleotides. The record is from the annotation of a GenBank genome assembly. Lineage: Eukaryota; Viridiplantae; Chlorophyta; Chlorophyceae; Chlamydomonadales; Astrephomenaceae.